Molecule: messenger RNA, 1184 nt
Organism: Musa acuminata subsp. malaccensis (wild Malaysian banana)
Lineage: Eukaryota; Viridiplantae; Streptophyta; Magnoliopsida; Zingiberales; Musaceae
Product: chloroplast envelope quinone oxidoreductase homolog
Molecular function (GO): oxidoreductase activity
Source: RefSeq, a predicted model, not a curated record
CAACGAGCGUCCACCCAUCACUCUCGCUCUCGAUAUCUCCGGUCCCUACCCACCAAGAACGCAUGGCGGAGGAGAAGAGCACCAUGAAGGCCAUCCAGUACCGGUCCUACGGCGGUGGCGCCGGCGCCCUCAAGCAUGUUGAGGUUCCAAUUCCUUCACCAAAGAAAAAUGAGAUUUUGCUGAAGUUGGAGGCAGCAAGUAUAAACCCAAUCGAUUGGAAAAUUCAGGUUGGCAUGUUGCGUCCAUUUUUGCCACCCAAGUUUCCAUUUACACCUGUUGCUGAUGUAGCAGGAGAAGUUGCUGAGUUGGGUCCUGAAGUUAGUGCCUUCAAGAAAGGUGACAAAGUAGUUGGCAUGCUGAACUUUUUUAAUGGUGGCGGGCUCGCCGAGUUUGCUGUGGCACCUGUCGGCCUAAUGGUGACUAGGCCGCCUGAACUCUCUCCCCCUGAAGCCGCAAGCCUACCAACAGCUGCCAUGACUGCUCUCCAGGCACUGAAGUCUGCCGGAACCAAGUUUGAUGCCACCGACAAGCCAUCUAACAUUCUGAUCACAGCAGCCUCCGGUGGCGUGGGGCACUACGCGCUGCAGCUCGCCAAGCACGCAGGCCACCAUGUCACAGCCACCUGCGGCGCCCGCAACAUCGAACUCAUAAAGAGUCUGGGCGCGGAUGAGGUGCUCGACUACAAGACUCCCGAAGGUGCAAAGCUAUGGAGCCCAUCAGGCAAGAAGUACGAUGCAGUCAUCCAUUGCACCACCAACAUUUCCUGGUCCACUUUCGAGCCUAAUCUGAGCACCGAGGGGAAGGUGAUCGACAUAACUCCCACCCUCAAGACCAUGGCUACCUCCAUGCUCAAGAAGCUGACCUUUUCGAAGAAGAAGCUGGUGCCGUUGUUACUAAGCCCCAAGUCCGAGGACAUGAAGUUUCUGGUGGACAUGGCACAGGAAGGUAAGCUCAAGACCAUCGUGGAUUCGACACAUCCGUUGACCAAGGCAGAGGAGGCCUGGGCCAAGAGCAUGAGUGGCCACGCCACCGGGAAAAUUGUCGUCGAAAUGUAGAUUCUUUAUAGUGACUACAUUGGACAUGGUGGUAGUACUGUUAAAAUCUCUUGAAUGGCUUCCUACUUAAUGUUAACUGCUAAAUUUGAGGUUAUCUGGGGGCUAUAAUAUACCAUGCUAGAUUUCAGA